This is a messenger RNA of Aspergillus clavatus NRRL 1, 366 nucleotides long. RefSeq lists its product as uncharacterized. The record is from RefSeq and is a predicted model, not a curated record. NCBI's taxonomy places the organism in Eukaryota, Fungi, Ascomycota, Eurotiomycetes, Eurotiales, Aspergillaceae. The transcript has 2 exons. Bases 1 to 366 code for a protein of 121 amino acids.
AUGGAGACGGAGCCCGUGGUUUUGACCCCAGUCGAAACACAGCCCGCGACGGAGGUCGAGACGGAGCCGGCCGGCUCGACCACGGUCGACACCCUCGAACACACCACCGGUGCUGACAGUGACGACCCGCUAGAUACCAUCACGACCACGGAGCCGACCACGGAGCCAACCGACCGGUCGUCCGCCGUGGGAACUCCCGGGCCUGCGACCCCUUCCGCGGCCGAGGACAGCGCCAGCACGACGGCAACGCCCACCCGAGGAACGAAGCGGCGAGGACGGGGUCGGGGUCGUGGCGGGAGGCAGCGCAAGCGCGCCCGACUGCAAAACCCUGGAUAUCUGGGAUUGCGAUCCGCGAUUCCUGUUUAA